AUGACUGAAUCAUCUCAAUACACCUUAAAGUACCAGCACUUACUUAGAGACCUAAAGAGCACUGUGGAGGGAUUGUUGAUGACCCAAGUGGCAAACGUUUGGUCUAUUUUUGGUGGCCUAAACAGAUUCCACGCCAUAGUUGAUAAAAUAUUCAAACACGGAUGUAAAGGAUCAUUGAAGGAAUCCGCUUAUUACAGUUUCAUACAAGGAUUGGAAUGGUUACAGCCCGAUAGCUCAAAAUCCUACUUCUCCAUAGACUGCGAAUAUCGUCCGCACAUUCCGUCCCAUUUAAAAACCGACAAAUCCGCUAUUUGGCUAUACCGAAGUUUGGAAAAUCAUUCUUUAUCGCAGAAACUCUCUUGGCUCCUUACAGACAAGAACCACCUAUCUCAAUGUUACCAAGAAUACGCCUUUCUUCGCCAAGAGAAAUACGCCGAAGCCACUCUGAUAUGCUUAAGAGCGGUGGAAAGAAACCAAGCGAGCCUGCUUUCCGAUAUCAACCCCUAUUUAUUCAUCCAAAAACCCAACGACUUUCUCAAAGUUCACAGAAGGUGCUCCUCGUUUCCCGACCAUCAUAUGCAAAAGAUAUACGCUGAAAGGUUUAAUGUCAGGAGAAGAACGGUGCAAAAUGUGCAAACUGAAUUAAGAAAAGAGGCUGUAAAGAAAGUUAAGCAAAAUGUACAGGGGAAGUUGAAACCGUGGAAUAGCAUGCCUUCUCUAUUAUCUGUUCAAUCUAAGAUUAGUAAAAGGCCUUGUUCGGAGAGCAAAACCACCCCCACGACUCCGGUGCACACGAAGAAAAUAUCACCGACUGCCCUUAAGGUCGAUUAUGGCACCCUCCAGCCCGCCUCCAAGAAGUUGAAUCUCAAGCGAAACCGGCCGUACGCCAAGUCGACCUGUGUGAAGCAUAUCAUCAUCGACAACUGCAACAUAGUGGAGCACACGCCGUCGCUGAGCAGCUCCCAGAGCAGCGGUACGAUAGUUAACGAAGAACUCAUGCAAUCUACCAUAUCAAUGCCCGAGACUAAAUCGAAAACGAGCAAUAUAUUAUCCCAAUCGCCUUUGAAUGUGGUCGAUUCGUUUUUGCCGAUGGCCGGCGAGAAGGAUUACAAGAAGAUGCCGAAGAAAACUUUUAUAGAGGACGGAGGAAUGAGCGUCCUGCCGAUGGCCACCGGCUAUUUCCCGAAACCCACCAAAGGUCAGAGCCUGCUAUCGUUUCUGACGUCGAGCCAAUUCAGCAGGGCCAACGCCGAAUUGGACAGGGAGAACGCGCACUUUAGCAUAUCCGAAGCCAUCAUAUCCGCCAUGGAGCAGAUACGGUGCAAAAGAAGCGGCAAAUUGACCGAUGAUAUCGACGACAGCGAUCCAGAAAUCGUCGAGCUCAAACAAAAAAUCAGAUUGAGAAGGACCAAAAGGGUGCUGGAGAAACAGAAGAAUCACAUGUCAUCGAGCAUGACGAGCGACAUCAAAAGCGACACAACAACAACCGUCAGUCCCUGUUCGACCACCUCGGACGGUUCGAGUUCUGACGACGUGGAAGAUUUGGAAAUCAACGAAACCUCGAAUUUGGAGGAGAACGCCGGCCUGUCGAUGUCGAUGGCGUCUCUCUUCUCCGAAGCAGACAUUAUGAAAAGACAUACUCGCGGUGCUCCCGACGGUGCUUCGGAUAUAUUCUCAGCCGAAGGAGUAGCAAUCUCUCUAAUUAGUAAAUUUAGCGAUAAACAGUUACCUCGAGCUUCGGAUUUGGAAUGGUUGGUGUCUGAGGAGGACGCUCCGCAAGCUCUCCUGCCUCUACCGAAGAGUUGGCCAGUCAGUCCGGACUCGGCCGAAGAGAAUGUCACUCCGUUAAGAGGCACACAAGAAUGGGCACCACCUAGGGCUCAAAUCAUAUUUACCAUACACCCGAGUCCAGUAAGGAAGGAUUUGAUGGCGAAACAGAAUUAUAGGUGCGCGGGAUGUAGUAUGAAAGUGGCUUCGAAAUACGCGUCUCGAUUUCGGUACUGCGAAUAUUUAGGUAGGUAUUUUUGUACGGGAUGCCACAAGAAUCAGUUGGCGCUUAUACCUGGGCGGAUACUCCAAAAAUGGGAUUUUAAGAGGUACCCUGUAUCUACUUUCUCCUAUAAAUUAUUAGAACAAAUGUUUCCGGAUCCCCUGUUUAGGGUGUUUUCGUUAAACAAAAAGAUACCAAGCAUUUCGAAGGGGAUUGAACUUUGCAGGAAACUGAGAUUAGUAUUAUUUUACAUGAAGGAUUUUAUUUUCACGUGUAGAUUCGCGGAAUCUUUUAGUAUCCCCGAAAAGUUGGAAGAAUUAGGAUCUGCGCUAACUCAGCCCGAUUUUUACUCCAUCGACGAUUUGAUUAAAGUUAAAACUGGAGAGAUGAUUAAGAAAUUGAAAAGUUUAGUGGAUAUUUGCCUGAAACACACGUCUGAAUGCAAGCUGUGUUUGGCUAGAGGAUUCUUCUGUGGUAUAUGUAACGCUAACGAAGUGAUAUUCCCAUGGCAAAUGAGGACUGUGUCUAGAUGUGAUAAAUGUGGUAGUUGUUACCAUGUGGGCUGCUGGCGACCGGGAAAUUCUCCUUGCACUAAAUGCUCUAGAUUAAAAAAAAGGAAAGAAAGUACUGAUAGUAGUUAUUAG
This is a messenger RNA of Phyllotreta striolata, 2634 nucleotides long. The record is from the annotation of a GenBank genome assembly. Lineage: Eukaryota; Metazoa; Arthropoda; Insecta; Coleoptera; Chrysomelidae.